Messenger RNA from Yamadazyma jaroonii, 933 nucleotides. NCBI's taxonomy places the organism in Eukaryota, Fungi, Ascomycota, Pichiomycetes, Serinales, Debaryomycetaceae. The record is from the annotation of a GenBank genome assembly.
AUGACAGGAGAGUUUGAUAUAACUAAGGUUUAUUUGAAAUUCUUAGAAGAUGACGCAGAAAUGACUAUGCCUAUAGCGGCUAUUGAAUCAUUAGUUGAUAUGUUAAAAGUUAAACAACCUUCAACAUCAUCAGAACUUAUCAAUUUGGUCAAACAUAAUACUGAUAAAUUAAAAUCAUCCAUUUCUAAUGCUAUAUCAUUAUCGGCAGGUUGUGAUUUAUUCAUGAGAUUCGUAUUGAGAAAUAUCAAUUUAUAUUCUGAUUGGGAAUCAUGUAGGAAAAAUUUGGUUGAAAAUGGGGAAUUAUUUGUUCAAAGGGCUAAAGAAUCAAGAUCUAAAGUAGCUGAAUUUGGUGUUCCUUUUAUUAAAGAUGAUGAUACUAUUUUGGUUCAUUCAUAUUCACGUGUAGUUCAUCAAUUAUUAAUCAAAGCUAAAAAGGAAAAAAUGAUUCGUUUUAGAGUUAUCGUUACUGAAUCAAGACCAAGUGAAAAAGGUUAUCAUAUGGCACAAGUUUUAAGAGACUCCGAUAUUCCAACUGAAGUUAUAGUCGAUAAUGCUGUAGGAUAUGUUAUACAUAAAGUAGACAAAAUCUUAGUAGGUGCUGAAGGGGUGGCUGAAUCAGGAGGUAUAAUUAAUCAUAUUGGAUCAUAUCAAAUUGGUUGUUUAGCUAAAACCAAUAACAAACCUUUUUAUGUUGUUACUGAAUCCCAUAAGUUCGUCAGAUUAUUCCCAUUAGCUCCAAAUGAUUUACCAACACAAAUGCAUCAAUUAUUACAAAAUGCUAAUAGUAUGAGUUUCCUGAAUGAUCAUGGAUUAUUGACUACUCAACAAAUCGAUUUCACUCCUCAUGAAUAUAUUACAGCAUUGAUAACUGAUUUGGGGGUUUUAACACCUUCGGCGGUAUCGGAAGAAUUAAUUAAAAUAUGGUAUGAUUAA